AUGGGCUGGGGGGACUUGCAUGUGGUGGGUGCCAACGCCGAUGAGACGGCCGUGUUUGGCCGCCGUGAUGAAGGUGGCUCUUCCUUCUACAAGAUCGAGACUCGUUCCCAACUUGCUCCUGCCGAUGCCGAGAACAAGGUUGAGGCCUUGCCUCAAUGGCAAGCUGUGGCCUCUCAGAACAAUCUCUGUCUGGCCCUGGAUCAUACGGUUCACAUCCUCAAACAUGCAGGCGCGGAACUCACCACGUCCAUGGACCUCGAUGCUCCUGUGGACUUGGUCGCUUGGGGCGGUGACGAAGAGUUUCUGGUCAUUGCUGACCGGGCAGGCAGUGUUCAUCUUGUCGACACCGCCACCAAGAACGUCCUGUUUUCUCAGGUUUGCUCCUGCGCCAUUUUUCGCUUAAUUAUUCGGUCAAACAUGAAACCCAGCGCUGAUAUUCAAAAAUUGGUGGCACAACAGCCAAAUCAUAGCUUUGCCACCCUCCGCUUCCGGCGGGCCAGCGACAACACCGACAUGUAUGAAUUUUUUGUGGUGACAACCACGGGGCAAGGCUUUAUUUUUGGAAACAUUGCCCUCGGAGCAGCCCGAGCUGCCAUUGAUGGCCGUCAAAUGGCUCAGCUGGCCGAGCUUAAGAAAACCAUUACAAUGCGCAAGUUUGAAGUAGCCACACCCAACGAAUGCUUGCGUGGUGCUGCCCUCACCAUGGGCACGGGUGUCGACGAAUACUGCAUCACCUGGGGUGACUUUGGCAUCCAAGUCUGGGAACAUGACGAGGGUGCUUUUGUCCUAUCAGAUCAGGCCACGAGCUUCUCGGCCACGGGCGCUGUACUUCAGUGUGAGCUGGUGACCGUGCGCGGCCAAGUGAUGGCGCUCAUCAUUGAUGAUGAACACAAUUUGACGCUUUGGCAUCUGGAUUCCCUCACUGUCGUCAAAGCCUUUGGCAUCCCUGUCGAGUCUUUUGUUUUAUUGGAGCCCACGGAAGAAGAUGCUGGGGCCCUACGACUCAUGUGUGCCACCCACGCCGAGCCAGGCAAGGCCCGGUUCAUCAAGCUCCUGCGCGGUGAUUCGCUUCAAGAGGAGUACAGCUUGGCCGUGGCCGAGCACAGCCUGCCGGUGGAGUCGGCAGAUCCCGAAUGCCUUAUUCUUCUCGAGAUGCGGCACAAGGACAAAAUGGACAGUCUGGGGGCUGUGCAGGACCCUUCGGCGGCCGUCAUCUUGGUCCGCUCCUUGGAACCAACCCAGCCAAGCAAUCGGCUCUACCAUCUCCUGCACCAGCAACGCUUUGCAGAAGCCACGCAACUUGCCACGCAGUUUGGUCUCGACCAGAAACUUGUGCAUGAGGUCCGCGUCAAUCACGUGCUCAAUCAACUUGACCUCAAGCCCACCAUUGAGCUGCGCCAGGAACUUGAGGUUUCACUCGAGGCCAUGGAUGAUCUCGAGUUUGUGGUCACCAGUGCCCUCAAUGCUUCUCUUCCUUCGGUUCAUGAGACCAUGCUCAUCUUUCAGUACGCAGAGGGUCGCUUGCGCGCGGCGGCAGCGGAGGGAACGGCGCCAGAACAUGAACUGCACGAGCUGACCAGCCGUGUGUUGUGCGCAGUCAAGCGCCUUGGCACGUACAACAUGAUGACCUCGUCCUCGGCCUUUGAUAGUGCCGAUUGGCACCGCUUUCGUCAGACGGACCUUCUGCGAGAGCUCACCAAUAGCCUGGCAGCCCAUCGUAUUGAUGUGGCCAAUACCAUUUGGACGCGUCAUGAGAGUGAAUACGACCUGGCCGCCAGCGCCGACUUGAUCUUGGACGCCAUGCCAGAUGCGCUCCAGAGCAAAUUUUUGAUCCCCUUUCUGCGUGACGAAGUCUUUCCCCGCCUGCAGCGUCAGCACCACGCCUUUGCUCUCGAGUGGCUCCAUACCCGCGCCACCAUGAUGGAGCUGACCGAGAAGAACGAAUGGCCCGCCUGCGCCAUCGAGCUCAUCGAGACCGGCGAGUCGAUCAUUGCUGCCAACGGAUUUAGCAAAACCAACGCCCAGCAUGCGCGUCGCCUGCACAGCUGGCAUACAGCCCACCCCAGCACCAUUGUAGAUGGUCUGUGCGGCCGCACCAACGCCAUGGAUGGUGCGCAGGCUGAGCAAGCCGGUCCUAGCGUUCAGCUAUUGGCUAGCCAACUUUUGCACAUUAAAUUGGCGCUGGAAGACCUUCGCUUUUUGCAAGACGUCUCCGGCUUUCGCCUAGCUCUAGGAGACUAUCAAACGGAAACGCCCGAGUCCAUUCUGUUUGCCCUUCUUGAGCGCGUGGCCGCUGCCGACUUGAUUCCCGAGGUCCUGCUCAACCAGGUUCGCCCCUAUGCCGCGCGCCACAAUCUCGACUUGGAUGCGGUGUUGCUACGUUACAUCAAGGCACUGGCAUCCGGAGCCCAAACCGUAGCCGUGACUGGCAGUAAUUGGUGCUCGCGCGCCCUGGCCAUCAUCGGGUGCCUCGGUACCACAGAAAUCAAAGCUACGGCCACCAUGGUGCUGAUGGGUGCCGUUUCCGUACCGUGCCCCGCCGACGUGGAUGCUCUCAUUGAGGAAGCUCGGGCCUGGCCCCAUGCUCAAAAGAGCGAGUUCGACGAGCAGUACCGCAUUUUGGCGUUGCGCAAGAUGCUGCUUCCCUACGGCAUCUCCAAUUUUAACAUUAGCAAUACAACGCUAGCGCGCCGUCUUGUACGUCACAUUGCCUGCAAUCUUGAGCAACCCACAGCCCUGCAGGACGCCAUGCAGGUUGUCGAGGCUUAUAGCCACAUUGGCCACCACGAUGUGUACGUUCACCGCAUUCGCCAUCUCGCGACGCACGGCCGUGCGGCUGAGGCGCAGGCGCUCUUUACCUCGCUCAGCGGCCACCUUCUGGCUUCGGUCGGCUUGGAGUUGCUCCAGUGGGCCGACCUCGCGGGAAGCGAUACGGGCGAUGCGCUCUGCUUGCCGGCAUUGCGCAUGGGCAUCUACUUGGCGGAUUAUCUCAUCCGUGCAGCUCGCGUUGAGGGGUCACUCACUGGACUCAGCUCCAAUGACGUUGACAGCAUCAAGCGUCUUCACCAGCGCUUCCACGCAGCGUGCGUGCUCAAGGAUGAGUACCAUGUGGACGUCGACUUUCAACACUUGGGGAGUUACGGCGCCAAGCAAGACUGCCUAGCAGCGGUUGUUGCCGCGCGCGUGGCCAGCAAGCCGCGCGGCACCAACUCAUAUCGCCACGUGUUGCGUGACGUCCGUCGAGUGGCGGGGCUUCUUGACCUCGAGGCGCCGGCCUUGCUGGGCCACCUGACUGACAUUUGCGUUCGCGGGGAUCUACCCUUUAGUGUCUUGAUCACAUACUGUCACGAUAGCUGCCGCGGCCGCCCAACGUCAGAGUUGGCUACUGCUCUGGCCGAGUGUGUGGAGAAUCUUAUCCGAUACCUGGCCAAUCGUCGCUACGACCGUGCGUUGGACAUUAGCUUUCAGGACAUUUUGGAUAUUGCUCGCCUAUCCUUGGCCUACUCAGCCCCUGAACAUUGCUUGGAUCGCGUCGCGUUUUACCGCAUCGUGGAGCUGGCUGCGUUGAUCGAGGCGCAGUGCGACAUCAGCACCGCUGGCGGUGUGCAGCAAUUACCUACCCACCUGGCGCUCCUCGCACGCCAGUUUCGUGGCCAGCGCUUCAUCGAGGAUGGUCUCGUCCUGUCGGGGGCUGAGGUCAUGCCACUGGUCUGCAAAUACAUUACAGCCGUGUACCCUUCAAGCUUGCGUGACCCCUAUAAAUUUCAGUGUCGCCGCGUGGCCUGUCGCACUGCUGUCUAUGGUGAAGAGGCACUUUUGAGCAAGGUGUCGCAGUCAGCCCCAGCAAUCUUCAACCUGCUGGCUCGCAAUCGCCAAUUGCAGCUGGGUCUUCGAGCAGCCAUCGACGCACUGGUUGUGUGUGCUGAGCACCGUUACCUCAACGAUGAUCGCCAGGUCAUCCAGGACCGCUUUGAACACCUCGUGCCCCGUGCGGGCCAGGUAGUAUCAAGUAUGCUGCAAGAGCUUCUCUCCAACGUGCUCAUGACCGCUUGCCCGGAUCGCACCGCAGCCUUGGGGUACAUGAUGGCACUGCCGCUGGAUCAAUCGUUCCAGGUCUUUUCCACGGCUGUGGGUCAAAGCAAGCGCCAAUUUACGCGCUUGGAGCAACUGGCAUGGAUCGGAACUGGCUUGGCACUUUUGUGGAGUGAGGAGGAUCUGUUGAGUGAGUGUCGCUCCAUUGCCAAGACAGCCAAGUGGGGCUGCCGUCUCGGAGCCUUUGGUAUUGGUUUUGAUAGCAACCUUCUGGACGCCGGCGAUCAAGAGGAGAUUCAUCGCAUUCUAUUGCAGCUGCUGACGGCAUCGCACAACGAUCUAGCUAUCGUGAUCGAGUGGGCCGAGGCAUACGGCUUGACCAAAACUGUGGCUUGCAAUACUUUUGUCGAAACCAUGUGCAUCUCGACAGACCCAUCCGUCAUCUGCUUGAAUGCUGACGGCUUUCCCGAUGUUCAACCGGCCCUCAAGGAGCAGAUUAAGCAAUUGGUGGUCAGCACACGAGACCCAGAGGGAUUGGCUUGUGCAUUGCGCGAGAAUGUGCUGCCACGCAUCAGCAACUAUCACUAUGAACGCAUUCAGUUCGUCUUGGAUCUGCUCGCCAUUGCGGAUGGGGCUGCACCCGCAGCGCGCUACACCGCUGUCGUGAACACGGGCACGCUGCUUCUGGGAGUGUUGCGCUUGUACAAGCGUCGUGCCGCGCCAUCCAAGGUCGAGGUCAAGGAUAUUGAGGCGCUUCCGGCUGCCGAGCGAGUACUCAUUGAAGCGGCUGCGCGAACUCGCUUGCCAUUUCACAUUCUUACCAAUGAUGAUCCUUGGAUCUGUCUUCUGGCUGAGUUGGAUCUCAAGUCCAUCAAUCGUCUCAUGUCGAUUGCUCGCCUCUUGUCGCUCAGUCGCACCGAGGUCUACGCUUGUGUCAUCGACAAGAUGCUCCCCGAGUUGGCCACGUGCGUGGACAGCGAAACUGUAGACGCCGUGUUGGCUCUUGUGCCCAAGCUUGAAGACCCUCAGGAGGUGAUCAUCAAAUAUCACACCAUUGCAGAUGAGCUUCCUCUGGGCGCAGCCAAGCUGGAAGCCUUGCGCCUGGCUACUGCUGCCGCCGCCGAGCUUGCAUGCGUCGAGACUCAGGUACAAGCACACGCGGAGCGCUUGGCACAGCAAUACCAGAGUGCAUGUGCCCAGGUGAAACUACAGACCGCGGGCAUUCUUGAUUCGAGUCUUUGCGAGCUGUUGAGCCAGCCUGAUGUCUUUGUGCGAGAGCUGUUGCAAGAAUAUUGCAUUGGCAGUAAAGCUGCUCAGCUGGCUCAGCGAAAGGUCAACCUCUUGCAUCUGGCCGAGGGGGUGGCUGCUGAAUUGGGUGUUGAUGCAGAGGCGCUUCGCAACGAUCUCAUUUCGCAGUGGCUCAUGGAAGGCGAGGCCACCGUGCAUGGAACCAACAUGACGAGCCAGAGCGUCAUGGCCACAAGGGCCGCGCCCAAAAAGCUGUCAUUGGCCAGUGUCUGGCGCGAGGAGCCUGCUGCCCCUACGCGAAACAGCAGUGCUGGUGCCGUUCCACUCUCGGACGAUCUAUCUCUGCAAAAAGCCGUUGCUCUGCUGCGCUUGAUGGAUGUGCAUGAAGCCGUGUCUUGUCUUCUCAGCUUUGCUCAAGAGGAGCACUCCAACAACAUUUCUCCUGCCACACGAGUGCGCGCCUAUAUGGCACUCUUUAUGGUUGCCAACCCCCACGAGAUUGUCGAGAUCAGCGAUUCCAGCAUGGAACAACUACGCGAAGAUAUGCUGAACAUGAUCUACACGGCUCGACUGACGGCCUUGGGUAUCAUGCAGACGUCGAGUGAUUUCAUUCGAGCGGACAAAGAAGGCCUGAUUCGGAGCAUUUGGAAGAACUAUGCCCACGACGAUCAAGCCAUCGUUCUGGUUGCCGAUCUCUGCUUGCAGUAUGAACUCUAUGAUGCUGCGCUGUGGGAUGCCAUCUUGCGCCAAAUGCUCCAACUUCGACUGUACUCCGAUUUGCAACGCCUUUUGGCCGCGGCGUCGGGCAUCCCAGAGCUGUGGUGUUUGCCCUGUCUGGAGACUGCAUGGCGCGAUGUGAUCCGCAGCUGCGUGUCGCGCGCGUCAGCCGGGGGUGCGCAAAGCAACGUCUUGAUUGAUCAAGCCUUGGAGCUCGUCUCGCAAAGUCCGUUUGUCCUUCGCACGGAUGUGUCGAGUCUGGCGCAGAUGUAUGAGCAACGAGAACGCCACUAUGAUGCCCUUGUUGCCAUCUCGCUGACCAACGACGGAGAAACGCCGGAAUAUGCCGAGCAGCUGUCUCAAACUCAGCUCCGAGCCGUGUUGGAUGAAACUCGCCUGCGCACCGCCCCUCUGAUGGGCAAGGUGCAAGCCUGUAUCUUUGAUUUGGUCGAUCGUCGCCAAGCAUAUCAACUUGUCUUGGGCACGCCCGACUUCACUGAACUGGUUCAGUAUCUGAUUCAAGAAGACCGGGUGGACAACUUGUUGCUCAAAACCGUGUUGGCCAAGCGCUGGGCAGAUGCUGUGCGCUUGGUCCGGGCCUAUGCCAGCGUACACCAGCUUGGCCUAGACCUUGACUCGGCGGCAGAUGAACCCUCGGCUGUUGUGCGUGCUUUUGCCGAGGCGCGAGGUCUCGCGGCAGUUGUCGCUGCAUGUGCUUGA
This is a messenger RNA of Monosiga brevicollis MX1, 6717 nucleotides long. RefSeq lists its product as uncharacterized. The record is from RefSeq and is a predicted model, not a curated record. Gene Ontology annotation, cellular component: RZZ complex; kinetochore microtubule; cytoplasm. Gene Ontology annotation, biological process: mitotic spindle assembly checkpoint signaling; protein localization to kinetochore involved in kinetochore assembly; mitotic sister chromatid segregation. NCBI's taxonomy places the organism in Eukaryota, Choanoflagellata, Craspedida, Salpingoecidae. Gene Ontology annotation, molecular function: small GTPase binding. The transcript has 13 exons. The coding region runs from base 1 to 6717 and encodes 2238 amino acids.